AUAAAUUCCAGUUAGCAUGGCAUCUAAUGAGUCGGUCAACUUCACACCAAGCCAAAUAUUGAUUAACAGAAAUCUUCACACAGAAAAGUCGUUUCAAGAAAAAUACAGCUAUAUCGAACCUAAAGAAUUAUGCUUAAAGGAAAAAAUAUCAAAACUUGUGCGACCAAAAGAAAACAACCUCGUGGAGGCGAUCAAAAAAUUUAUUCUUAGUGUUGUACCAAUUUUAUACUGGUUACCUCGAUACAAAUUCAAAAAAUGGUUUCUUGCAGAUUUCGUCAGCGGACUAACUGUAGGAAUAAUGCACAUCCCUCAAGGCAUGUCGUACGCUCUUCUGGCCGGGCAACAUCCGGUUUAUGGACUUUACAACUCAUUCUUUCCUGUCAUUCUGUACAGUUUGUUGGGGACAUCAAGACACACUUCUAUGGGAACGUUUGCUCUGACUAGUUUGAUGCUGGGUAAUGCCAUGGCAUCACUGGCUCCUGAUCCGGUGUUUGACUUAGCAACGGGGAAGACAGCGGAUGGACUAAAUGAAGAAACAGCGUGGAAUGCAAUUUACGAUAGAAGAAUAAUACUUGGAUCAGCAGUGAUGUUUAUAUCAGGAAUUUUUUUAUUUGGAUUGAGUAUUCUCCGUGUUGGAUUCGUCGUGGUUUAUUUAUCAGACCCCAUGAUUUCUGGAUUUACGUUUGGUGCUGCGGUACAAAUUCUGGUAUCACAAUUCAAGAGUUUGGUCGGAGUAAGCAUAGGAAGUUAUGCGGGACCAUUGAAUCUUAUUUGGAUGCUACGGGACUUGAUUCUUGCAUUGAUCAAUUUAGACGAAGCUGGUAGAACCAAGACUUCCGCCACCGUUGUGAUUUCUGUUAUUUGCAUUAUAUUUCUGGUGAUUUUAAAAGAAUUAAAUGUAAAAUACAAAGAAAAAAUACCACUCGGACUUCCUUUACCGGGGGAGAUUGUUGUGGUUAUUGUUGGGACAGGGAUCUCGUACGGUGUCAACCUCGCAGAGAAAUAUGGAGUUAGCAUCAUUGGAAAUAUUCCGAGCGGAAUACCAGCACCAGUGUUGCCGGCUUUUAAUGAAUUGUCAUCUCUUAUUGGAUACGCAAUACCGAUAGCAGUGGUUGGUUAUUCGGUAUCGGUAUCCAUUGCAAAAAUAUUCGGAAGUAAAUUUGGAUAUGAGAUACGUCCAAAUCAAGAACUUGUUGCGUACGGAGUCAGUAACACAGUGUGUUCGUUCUUCUCCUGCUUUCCAGCAUUUCCGUCCAUGUCAAGAAGUUGUGUACAGGUUGAAAGCGGGGGGAAAACUCAAGUUGUUGGUCUCAUUGCUGCCGCUAUCAUUCUACUUGUGCUACUUGUUAUUGGUCCUCUUUUCAGCAGUAUACCAAAAGCUUGCCUUGCUUCCAUUAUUUGCGUUGCUAUGAAAGGAAUGUUGAAAAGAGCAUUAGCUUUGAAGGACUUAUGGAAGGUUUCAAAAUUAGAUUUUGCUACGUGGAUGGUUGCUGCUAUCAGUACAAUUUUCUUGGACGUGGUAUAUGGUUUGUGUGUUGGAGUCGGAUUCACUUUGUUGUGCAUCAUAUUCCGAACACAACUUGUUGAUAAAGAAGCUUUGGAACGAGUCGGAGAAACUGAAUUUUACAGAAAGGCUGAGCAAUAUACAGAGAUGAGUCUUCAUAGCGGAAUGUGUGUAGGAUCAUUUCGAGGUCCUUUGCAUUACCUCAACAAGGAAGCAUUUCGUAAAAUGGUAACAAAAGUCACAAAGAUAGAUCCGGUUAUGAAAUUAGCAAAAAUGAAGAAAGCUGAAAAGAAGUUGAAAAAGAUAGUAAAGGCCGAUGAAAGUAAUUCAGGAAGAAAGGAGAACGUCAAUAUUGUAUCAACGGAAGGCGUUGUGAAUACAGCAUUCACGCAAAUCGAAUUAAGUGGAGACCUUGAUCAGAACAAAAAUUCAACUGAAGUCAAAAACAAAUCGAUAUCACAAAAUGAAGAGAAAGCACGAGAAAAUAAUUUAAAAUACUUUAUUUUGGAUUGUUCUCAAAUUUCAUUUAUAGAUUCAGUUGGUGCUAAAGUUCUAAUGUCGGUAACUGACGAUUAUAAGAAAAUUGGAGUGACAACUUAUCUGUCGAAUUGCUCUCCUGAGAUUCUACGAGUGUUGACAUUAUCUGGAUAUUUUUCAAAAUUUGGUGACGACGUUGCAUUUGUAUCUAUACAUGAUGCAAUCAUUUAUGCUGCUCAAGAAAUAGAGCAAACACCUUUGUCAAACGAGGUUUCGUUAUCAAGUCAAGAUAUAACACAACUGUGAGUUUUUCAACUUCAAUCAAAAAUGUACGUAUUUUGAAGAUAUUCAAUCUACAAUACACUGUAAAUGUGUAAAGAAUAUUAAUAACGAAGCAAUAUAUAUACCUGAGUUUCGUGCGUUUUUGUUCCGAAUGAGAUGUCAACGAUAAUAUCGACGCUGAAAACAGAAAAAUGCUUAACUAUGUUCAAGUGUGUCUUUCAUUCUUCUUAUUUCUCAUUUUUUGUCUUUUGUUAGAAAUCGUUAUUACCUAACAGUAUGAUGUAUUUAUUUAUGUUACAUUUCGUCUGCACUUCUGGUAUUGUUAUAAUACAUAAUAUGCUUCAAUAUAUUCUAUCAAUAUGUUACUAUUUGUAUGAUUCUUUAUCUUUUAAUUCAAAUUAUCGUUUGAGUUGUUUAAGUCUCGUUUCAUAAAGUUUGGUUAUUAUUGUCUUUUCAAAAAUGACAUGAUAUGCACUAAAAUAUAAUUAAGUAGUCGUACUUCAUUCAUUUCGUCUUAUACCGUGUUUCCCCGAAAAUAAGACCUACCCGGAAAAUAAGACCUAGCCCGAAUUUUAAAAAUGAUUUCAAUAUAAGCCCUCCCCUUAAAAUAAGACCUAGUCAAUCGAGCGAACUUUUGUUUUUACCUAGUCGAUAACAAGAAAUCUCUCCUACACGUUUUAAAUAAUUGAUAAUCCAUGUUUUGCAGUUAUUUCGACUAAAAACGUGUCAUGGGUAUCGCUUUUCAUAUUUUGUAUGUUUGAAAAUCUCGUAAUUCUCUACUUUCUAAUUUUGUUUCUGAUAAAUAAAAAUAUAAGACUUCCCCCGAAAAUAAGUUCUAGUUGUUGUUUUUAGGAAGAAAAUUGACACGGUAGUAAUGAAAUGAUUCUUCUAAAUUUAAAAUAUUCUAUAACAAAUGCCGAAUUCUCAAUUCUUAAUGUUAUAAGUAUUCAUGGAUUAAGUGAUGGUACGAUUUGUUUUGUAAAAUCUCACUAGUUUCCACAAAUACCAGCCUGUCGGUAUAUAAAAGACAACUAGUUCACGUUGCAGAUGCAUGGACUCGCAUGAUUAUCUGGGCGGGAUUGCAACAUGCCACACUCGUGCGUUUUUAGUGGUGUGAUCAUAAGCUUGUAUUUCAUCAGGUCGAGCAAACUGUAGAUGUAAUUACUCUAAUCUAGAUUUCCUGCCCAACAAUCAAUGCAAAAAAUAUUAAACAAAACGAAAUUCAA
This is a messenger RNA of Styela clava, 3489 nucleotides long. Its product is annotated as prestin-like. Gene Ontology annotation, cellular component: membrane. The record is from RefSeq and is a predicted model, not a curated record. Gene Ontology annotation, biological process: transmembrane transport. NCBI's taxonomy places the organism in Eukaryota, Metazoa, Chordata, Ascidiacea, Stolidobranchia, Styelidae.